GAGGACCUCUGCCCGCCCCCUUCCUUCCCCGCCCCACCCUGCCCAGGGAGCUCCGCCCCGGGCCCACAGUUCUUCCGCCUUAGGCUGCCACCAGGCGGGAGGGACUAAUCUCCCGAAGCCCCACUUAUGUGUCUAGGGGCCCAGAAGCCCAGAUUCGACCGAGUAACGGGCUGCUUCACUGCUUUUCUCCGGUGCCCGGUUUUCUAGUCCCGGGGCAGCACCGGUUAGGUGCGCCCUGCAGGGUGAAAGUGCUAGAGUCUCAACAGCAGGGGGCGCUGAGGAGCUAGGGGACAUCCUCUCCCUGUCCUCCGCCCCCUCCCCGCCCGCGCGCAAAACACACUGGUCCGAGAAGCAGCACGGCGGAGCCGGAGCCGCGGGCCGAGCGGAGCCGGAGAGCGGCGGCGGCGGAGGCGGAGGCGGCGGCGGCGGCACCAUGACCCUGGGCAGCUGCUGUUGCGAGAUCAUGUCCUCCGAGAGCUCCCCGGCCGCGCUGUCCGAGCCCGACGCAGACAUAGACGUGGUGGGCGGCGGCAGCGGUGGGGGGGAGCUCACAGCCCGCUCCGGGCCCCGCGCCCCUCGGGACGUGCUCCCGCACGGCCACGAGCCUCCCCCGGAGGAAGCCGAGGCGGACGUGGCUGAGGACGAGGAAGAGUCGGGAGGUUGCUCGGACUGCGAGCCCCGCGCUCUAGCGCCCCGGGGGGCGGCGGCCGCAGCGGGAAGCCCGGGGCCCGGCGUGCAGGCAGCCCGAGGCGCAACGGGGCCGGGGCCGGGACCCGGGCCACCGUCGGGGGGCGCGGCGACACGGAGCCCUCUGGUGAAACCCCCUUAUUCGUACAUCGCGCUCAUCACCAUGGCCAUCCUGCAGAGCCCCAAGAAGCGCCUGACGUUGAGCGAGAUCUGCGAGUUCAUCAGCGGCCGCUUCCCCUACUACCGGGAGAAGUUCCCCGCCUGGCAGAACAGCAUCCGCCACAACCUCUCCCUCAACGACUGCUUCGUUAAGAUCCCCCGCGAGCCGGGCAACCCGGGCAAGGGCAACUACUGGACGCUGGACCCGGAGUCGGCCGACAUGUUCGACAACGGCAGCUUCCUGCGGCGCCGCAAGCGCUUCAAGCGGCAGCCACUGCCGCCGCCGCAUCCACACCCGCAUCCUCAUCCGGAGCUGCUACUGCGUGGCGGGGCUGCCGCGGCCGGGGACCCUGGCGCCUUCCUCUCGGGCUUCGCCGCUUAUGGCGCCUACGGCUACGGCUACGGGCUGGCGCUCCCGGCCUACGGCGCACCUCCCCCGGGCCCGGCCCCACACCCGCAUCCGCACCCGCACGCCUUCGCCUUUGCCGCCACCGCGCCUUGCCAGCUGUCAGUGCCCCCGGGCCGCGCCGCUGCGCCUCCACCCGGACCUCCGACGGCUUCGGUCUUCGCCGGCGCGACUUCGGCGCCGGCCCCUGCGCCUGCCCCGGGAUCUGGCCCGAGCCCCGCAGGGCUGCCUGCCUUCCUAGGCGCAGAGCUGGGUUGCGCCAAGGCUUUCUACCCCGCGUCCCUGAGUCCCCCCGCAGCUGGCACAGCGGCCAGUCUGUCCACGGCACUCCUGCGUCAGGGCCUCAAGACGGACGCCGGCGGCGGUGCGGGUGGCGGGGGCGCGGGGGCAGGCCAGAGGCCUUCCUUCUCUAUAGACCACAUCAUGGGCCACGGUGGUGGCGGGGCCGCACCCCCGGGCAGCGGCGACGGUUCCCCGGGAUCGCCAUUCGCGGCAGCCGCAGGUCCUGGGGGUCAAGCCCAAGUCUUGGCCAUGCUGACUGCCCCGGCCUUGACUCCGGUGGCUGGCCAUAUCCGCCUCUCGCACCCGGGGGACUCACUCCUGUCUUCAGGGCCCUCGUUUGCCAGCAAAGUCGCCGGCCUCAGUGGCUGCCACUUUUGACCGCACCGGGCUCGGGGCCAGUUAGGCCCUCACUCCUUAACCUCUCUGGGGAGCUCGGCCGGUCCCAGCGGAAUUCAGGGAGUCUAUUUAUGAAGAGUCUCCAGACCUAGGCCGUCUCGUGUGAUCAGGCAUUGCAAGCUGCAAGCUCAGAAUGUCACCGGCAGUUGGGACGAAGCGGGCUCCCCCGGCUCCCCUGAUCUACGCAAUAGGUUUAAAGCGGAGAUCGCUUUUCUGUUUGAGCAGCAAAAAGGAGAGCAGGAACCUUCCCUGUUUCUUGCCUCUGCGCCUCUCACAGUCGGAGAAGAAUGCUUUGGCAGAGAGAUACGCCUGUCGGUUGUUGGAUCGCGCCAGAAUCACCUAUGGCUUGAAAAAUCCACUGCCCCAUUUCUUCCUCAACUUUGAGACCCGCUUAUCCAAUAUUAUAAUUUAAAGACAUCUGUUAUCUGCUUUGUGCUUAAGAGAAAUUUUCAAAAAAAAUUUUUUUGGUUCCUUUUGCUGUUCUUCAAGGAAGCUGGUUCCCUCCAAGCCUAAGACAGGGUCUAUACAGUCGGGAAGCUAAGAGAAGUGAACCGGGGUCUCCACAAUCCUUGAAGAAACCGCGGAGCCCAUUCCCCCGCCCCCCGAGGAAAAUGUUUUCUCUCUGGUGUUUGGCUGUUGCUUUUUUUUUUUUAGGAGCCCUUUUUGGCGUUUCCUGUGGUCCAUAGGCCCAGCUAUCCAGGGCUAGCGGACCUCUUGGCCUUCUCCUCUGCCCCAGGCCCUGUGAUAUUUAUUGUAGUUAAAGGCAAUGAGAGUGGGUGGGAGAAGAGGGUCUGGAGAGGUGGGAAUUGGGUGGGCAAGGGCACAGAGCUGUGGCAGGGGGGUCCUAUAAUUAUGUGUAAAUAUCUGUACAAUGGGCUGCCCCCUUUCUCUGCAUUCUCUGUCCACUGGUGUGCAUUGAUUUAGACUUCUCCACUUAGCGGAGACUCUGUGAAAUCGUCUGAUGGUCUGUGUGGAAGAAAAAAAAACCUGUCUCCCUCUCCCUCUUCAUUGGUGUCAAUUGAAUAAAUGUAUGUGAACUUAGCAG
This is a messenger RNA of Mastomys coucha (southern multimammate mouse), 2975 nucleotides long. It is a transcript of the gene Foxd2, whose product is annotated as forkhead box D2. Gene Ontology annotation, biological process: anatomical structure morphogenesis; regulation of transcription by RNA polymerase II; cell differentiation. The coding region runs from base 434 to 1912 and encodes 492 amino acids. Lineage: Eukaryota; Metazoa; Chordata; Mammalia; Rodentia; Muridae. The record is from RefSeq and is a predicted model, not a curated record. Gene Ontology annotation, molecular function: DNA-binding transcription factor activity, RNA polymerase II-specific; RNA polymerase II cis-regulatory region sequence-specific DNA binding. The transcript has a single exon.